GUAAGACGCAUGCGCAAGGCUCAGACGUCUCAUCUUCCCUCACGGGAGUGCAAGUACGAUCACGUCUUCGCAGUCUGUAGGCCGGGAUUUGGAAUCGUGGUACCGGUGCUCCGGGGAUAAUGAGUGAAGACAGUAAGCCGUUUAAUGCUGAGGAGGUCAGGACAGUCAUUGAAUCACUGCAAAAACCUGUAGUUUUUCUUAACAUGGUUUCUGACUGGCCAGCGAUGAGAUGGACUAUAGAAAAUCUAUCACAGCUGCUUAAUGGAAAAGAAUUAACUUUCAGAAUUGGCAAAAGGAAGAUGAGUAAAGCUCCUCAGUUUGAAACACAGUGUCAGUAUAUCCAAGCCACACUGCAGGAGUUUUUAGUCUGGCUUCAUGGUGAUACCAAUUCUUCACCUGGACUUUUCCUCUCAUACCCUCGCUCCGAGUAUUGGGCCUAUGCAGACUACAAGUACGUUGCCAAGAUGUUUGAAGAUAAAGCUGAGCUCUUUCAGGAUAUAAUCUGGUCUGACUUUGGGUUCCCUGGGAGAGAUGGACGAGACAGCACUUUAUGGAUUGGCAGUGAAGCAGCCAACACCCCCUGUCACCUUGAUUCUUAUGGAUGCAAUCUGGUGUUACAAGUACAAGGAAGGAAAAGGUGGCAUCUAUUCCCUCCAGAGGACACUUGCUUCCUCUAUCCCACCAGAAUUCCUUAUGAAGAAUCUAGUGUAUUUAGCAGUGUGAAUGUGGUCAACCCUGAUUUGAAGCACUUCCCUAGAUUUCGCAGAGCCAGACCAUAUGUUGUGAACUUGUGUCCAGGAGAGGUCCUUUUUGUUCCCAGACACUGGUGGCACUAUGUGGAAUCCUUGGAUCCUGUCACCAUCAGCAUUAACUCCUGGAUUGAACUGGGUGAUGAUAAUGAAGCCAGAGUUGGAGAGGCGUUGGCUCGGACAGUGGUCUGUGCUGUGAAGUCUGCAGAUCCUCAUACUGACCCUGCCAGCUGGCUGAAUACCACUGAGGGUGCUGUCACAUCGUAUGAAACAAACCUACACUAUGUCAACCUUGCAGUUCAAUCCUGUUUAGAUAACGACAAGAUGCAUCCAGCCAGCUGCACAAAAGGAAGAGAUCAGUCAGUUCAGCUUUCCUCUGGCCUUCCGAAAAAAAGAAAAGCUAAUUCAGAACCUGCAGAAUUUGCAGCCAAGAAUGGACGAGGGAAACUUGCAGAAACUAAAGCUGGCCUGAGCACCAACAUCUGUAUUGGACCUAACCUGGUUCCUGUUAAGCAGGUAGCUGCUGCUCUAGAAGAGGACUCCGUUUCUAGCACAUCCGGUGACCUGUCUCUGGCCAGCAGAUUGGAAGCUAAACAGUGCAGUUUGGACUGUGAUUCCAAACCUGCCGACAAUGUUAGGAGAUUAAUAUCGACUGAUGAUUUACUAAACUGCUUGGUCCACCCUGACGUCAUUCAAUUAAUGACUGAGAUUCUGCUGGGUAGGCAUUAUUCUCAUUAGUGUCACCCAAUCAUUAAUGUUACUUGUGUUUUUAGAAAUUUAUCAUUAAUAAGAAAGUGUCUCUACAUAUCUAUGUUAUUAAAAAUAUUCUGCAUGGUGUGCAAAUAACCAAUUAAAACAUGGGAGUCCUUAAACCUGCCCCAACAUUCAGU
Molecule: messenger RNA, 1639 nt
Organism: Hypanus sabinus (Atlantic stingray)
Lineage: Eukaryota; Metazoa; Chordata; Chondrichthyes; Myliobatiformes; Dasyatidae
Gene: hspbap1
Product: hspb associated protein 1
Exons: 8
Coding region: 120-1487 (455 amino acids)
Molecular function (GO): 2-oxoglutarate-dependent dioxygenase activity
Source: RefSeq, a predicted model, not a curated record